GCCACAGCAGGCGGGCGGUACCGAGUGGAGUCGGCGGAGCCGAGCUCCCGGAUGUGGAGACGUUGGAGCGGCGGCGUGGGAGGAAGAUGGACGCGCUGGAGAAGGGGGCCGCCACGUCGGGGCCCGCCCCGCGUGGACGGCCGUCCCGGGGCCGGCCCCCGAAGCUGCAGCGCAGCCGGGGCGCGGGGCGCGGUCUGGAGAAGCCGCCGCACCUAGCAGCGCUGGUGCUGGCCCGCGGCGGCAGCAAAGGCAUCCCACUGAAGAACAUCAAGCGCCUGGCGGGGGUUCCGCUCAUUGGCUGGGUCCUGCGCGCCGCCCUGGAUGCGGGGGUCUUCCAGAGUGUGUGGGUUUCAACAGACCAUGAUGAAAUUGAGAAUGUGGCCAAACAGUUUGGUGCACAGGUCCAUCGAAGAAGUUCUGAAACGUCCAAAGACAGCUCUACCUCACUAGACGCCAUCGUAGAAUUCCUGAAUUAUCACAAUGAGGUUGACAUUGUGGGGAAUAUCCAAGCUACGUCUCCAUGUUUACAUCCCACUGACCUCCAGAAAGUUGCAGAAAUGAUCCGAGAAGAAGGAUAUGACUCUGUCUUCUCCGUUGUGAGGCGCCAUCAGUUUCGAUGGAGUGAAAUUCAGAAAGGAGUUCGUGAAGUGACUGAGCCUCUAAACUUGAAUCCAGCUAAACGGCCUCGUCGACAAGACUGGGAUGGAGAGUUAUAUGAGAACGGCUCAUUUUAUUUUGCUAAAAGACAUUUGAUAGAGAUGGGUUACUUACAGGGUGGAAAAAUGGCGUAUUAUGAAAUGCGAGCUGAGCACAGUGUGGAUAUAGACGUGGACAUCGAUUGGCCGAUUGCAGAGCAAAGAGUUCUGAGAUUUGGCUAUUUUGGAAAAGAGAAGCUGAAGGAGAUAAAGCUUUUGGUUUGUAAUAUUGAUGGAUGUCUCACCAAUGGCCACAUUUAUGUAUCAGGAGACCAAAAAGAAAUAAUAUCUUAUGAUGUAAAAGAUGCUAUUGGCAUAAGUUUAUUAAAGAAAAGUGGUAUUGAGGUGAGGCUCAUCUCAGAAAGGGCCUGCUCCAAGCAGACGCUCUCCGCCUUAAAGCUGGACUGUAAAACAGAAGUCAGUGUGUCAGAUAAGCUGGCCACCGUGGAUGAGUGGAGAAAGGAGAUGGGCCUGUGCUGGAAAGAAGUGGCCUAUCUCGGCAAUGAAGUGUCUGAUGAAGAAUGCCUGAAGAGAGUGGGCCUGAGCGCUGUUCCUGCCGACGCCUGCUCUGGGGCCCAGAAGGCUGUGGGGUACAUCUGCAAAUGCAACGGUGGCCGGGGAGCCAUUCGCGAGUUUGCAGAGCACAUUUUCCUCCUGAUAGAAAAAGUUAAUAACUCAUGCCAAAAAUAGAAAAUGUUGUAGUGUGAGGGGCAGGGAGAUUGAAGCCUUUUUCAGCCAUUUUGCAUUGUUUUUGAUCAAGUCCCGAAGUAUAAUCUGCAGGCGUGUGAUCUGAUUUGUGAGGUACUUUCCUAUUCUCAAAGCUGAGUUUUCUCAAAUCAUUGUUCCAGAAUCCACGACGUAAUUAUGUCUGUUUUCUUCUUGAUGCAAGGUAAUUACUGAGGGAUUGACCUAGUCUUUCUCCGACCUCUAGCGAAUGCAAGUCAGACAUCAUAAACAAUCAACUUUGUAUUGUGCCCUGUCAAACUGUGUUUGUGUGGUGUUAAUGAUACUGGGAUUUUAUUUAUUUUAAAGCAGUGUGUCUGGUAAGACACACCUGUGUUAAUAAAGUUACCGUUCACAGACUUGAA
Molecule: messenger RNA, 1783 nt
Organism: Mus pahari (shrew mouse)
Lineage: Eukaryota; Metazoa; Chordata; Mammalia; Rodentia; Muridae
Gene: Cmas
Product: cytidine monophosphate N-acetylneuraminic acid synthetase
Exons: 8
Coding region: 87-1385 (432 amino acids)
Molecular function (GO): N-acylneuraminate cytidylyltransferase activity
Source: RefSeq, a predicted model, not a curated record